GGCGGGGCGGGGCGCGGCGUGCUGACGUCAGAUGACGCGCGCGGGGCGCUGCCCGGAAGCGGAAGCUGUCCGGCCGGCGCUGAGGUGCGGAAGCGGCUGGCGGAGGCCGGCGUUUCAGUUCGGUGGGCGGCGGUGGCGGGAGGGGCAGUUCCGGCCAGCCGCGGUCAGUCUCGUCUCGUGUCCUUCCCCUUCCCGGCGCCCCGCCAUGUCGGGCAACCUGCAGAAAGCGAUAGACCUUGCUAGUAAGGCAGCACAAGAAGAUAAAGCAGGAAACUAUGAGGAAGCCUUCCGUUUGUACCAGCAUGCUGUGCAGUAUUUUAUCCACGUCGUUAAAUAUGAAGCACAGGGUGAUAAAGCAAAACAGAGCAUUAGAGUGAAGUGUGCAGAAUACUUGGACAGAGCAGAAAAACUGAAAGAAUAUCUGAAAAAGAAAGAGAAAACUGCACCAAAGCCAGUUAAAGAGUCUGGUCCUUCUGAUGGAAAAGGGAAUGACAGUGAUGGGGAAGGAGAGUCAGAGGAUCCUGAGAAAAAGAAACUACAGAAUCAACUUCAAGGUGCCAUUGUUAUGGAGCGACCAAAUGUAAAAUGGAGUGAUGUUGCUGGCCUUGAAGGUGCCAAAGAAGCACUUAAAGAAGCAGUGAUCUUGCCCAUUAAAUUUCCACACUUGUUCACAGGAAAGAGAACACCCUGGAGAGGAAUUCUUCUAUUUGGACCACCGGGAACAGGGAAGUCUUAUCUAGCAAAAGCUGUUGCAACAGAAGCAAACAAUUCCACUUUCUUUUCAGUAUCCUCUUCUGACCUGGUCUCAAAGUGGUUAGGAGAGAGUGAAAAAUUAGUGAAAAACCUGUUCCAGCUUGCCAGAGAAAACAAGCCCUCUAUUAUCUUCAUUGAUGAGAUAGAUUCACUGUGUGGGUCAAGAAGUGAAAAUGAAAGCGAGGCUGCUAGACGGAUUAAAACAGAAUUUUUAGUCCAGAUGCAAGGGGUUGGUGUUGAUAAUGAGGGAAUAUUGGUCUUGGGAGCAACAAACAUACCCUGGGUUUUGGAUUCUGCUAUCAGGAGAAGGUUCGAGAAGCGCAUUUAUAUUCCUUUACCUGAAGACCACGCCAGGGCUGCGAUGUUCAAACUGCACCUCGGGUCAACUCCAAAUGUCCUAACAGAAGCAGAUUAUCGGGAGCUUGGGAAGAGAACCGAUGGCUAUUCUGGUGCAGAUAUAAGCAUCAUUGUACGCGACGCGCUGAUGCAGCCUGUUAGAAAAGUGCAGUCAGCUACUCACUUUAAAAAAGUAAAAGGACCAUCAGUGUCGAAUCCAAAUACCAUGGUAGAUUUGUUCACCCCUUGCUCUCCAGGUGAUCCCGAAGCUGAAGAAAUGACAUGGAUGGAUGUUCCAGGGGAUAAAUUACUGGAGCCUAAAGUUUCCAUGGCCGAUAUGCUCAGCUCACUAGCUAGUACAAAGCCAACAGUGAAUGAGCAGGACCUGGAGAAGUUAAAGAAAUUUACAGAAGACUUUGGUCAGGAAGGCUAAGCCAAAGAUGUCUGUGGGUCAUUAGAACUUUUACUUCCUUAGUAUUCUCAUCUUUAUCGAUGGCACUCCAAAUAAAUGCCAAUAAACUCUCCUUUCUUACUUUGCAGAAGGAAUAGAAGAUCUGUUUGCAAAGACCCUUAUGCUUUUUAUAUUGUUUCUUCAGAUGUCUAUUAAAUGUCUUCUAUUGAAAAAUAAUACCGAAAAUACAAUUUUAGCAAAGUGAUGUGGCAACUCAUUAAAUAUUUGUAAUUUUUAAAUGAUCAGUUUUAGCUAUUACAUUAGACCUGGGCACAAGCGAGUUUUGAACUUCUGGUAGGCUCAAGAAGAAACCCUUUUUUGAGGGUGCAAGAGUUCUGAUUGGUCAGGUGUUUUCAGCAGCAGUCAGCCUAUGUGUUAAUUACUUCUGUCAUUUAGAAAAAUGCAACAAGGUUGGCUAAUUGAGCAUACUGUGUGUGUUUGCAGUUGAAGUAAGAAAGAAAACACUGUGAGGAGAAGACUGUAUGAGCCAGUGCUUUGUUUAAACACUGAUGAACCCGGUAUUCGGCUUUUUCUGCUGUGCUGCGUUAAAAAUUUUGCCUUAAGCAGCAGGCUUUUGUUUUAAACUCCUUACUAGCUGAUACACAUCCCACUAUGCAACUGAACAAAGGUUCGUUAAAUGCAAGUAUGUGAAAGAUCUCCUGAUGGCUGGGUUUUUAAAUCUGGUUUUAUCAGAGGUUUGGCUACAGUUAGAAAAAAGCAUUGAGUAGUACUUGCAAGAUUCCGUGUGUCAAGGCUAGCAAAGUAUGGGUAGUCAUUGAAGAGCGUAAGGGAGGCAUUUUGGGAAGCAGCAUAGUGUCAGAGGUGAGGAGCACAGAGUAUGAUAUAGCCACAGACUUUGCAGUGAUAGGUUAGGUUAAUUCAGAACCCCGCUGAUCAUUAUUGAUACAGGUUACAUCAACUUCAUGCUUAAUCUUUGGGAAGAGGCUGGCACUUUAGUACCGAAGUAGCACUUCUGCUGAUUAUUAUUCUGAAGAACUACAAAUCGAAAUGUGCCUGAACUUACAACACUACAGUGUCACAGCAUUGAGUUUGUGCCUUGUAAGUUUGCACUGGCUGUAGAUGCGAAACAUCAUGAGGAUACCCAGAACGCUCUGUUCUGUCAUGGCUGUGCAACUCUGUUGUGCAUACGCUUUGUUUAACUUGCAUUAAAGGAAAAUUGCACAUUUCACGUGCAGAUGUCAUAUGUACAUAGGCACAUGGAUGAUUGUCUUUUUAUGGGUUUGGGUUUCCUCUGUGUACAUAUUUUGUGUACUCGAUAAAUCAUAGGAUGGGUGAAAUUUGCUGUGCUUAAAUGAAGUAAAAUGUACAACAUCAGUUAUGUUCUGUGAUUAUUCCUUCCAUGUUACUUUCAAGGAUUUAUCACUUUUGUUUAGAUUUUUGUUUCUACGUUUGACAGCUAAGCAAAAUACUCAGACAGAUUCUUUCAUCUGCAAGGUGCUGAGCUUUUGUUUACUAACAAUGAAAUGUUCUUUCCAAAGGCAUUCAGUUUCACACAGCUUUACUUUGGUCUCGCACUGGAAAAUGUGAAUGUGAUUCAGUGGGCUGCAGACCUUUUUGUGGGCAAGCAGGGAAAUUCCAGUGUAGAUGCAAGCUACUGUGAUUUGUAAACUUAAUCUUAGUUGCAGCAGGUUUGUUCUCAGUUGCCUCUGCUUGAGAAGUGAGCCACACGCUGGCAGGGUUCUCACCUGGAGGUUUGAAGCUACUGUCUGAAUUACUUGUUAAUUGACCUUUUAAAUGACAGUCCUUAUGGCAAUCUUAAAAUUCUCAGGAAACGUGUUUCUUUGUUGUUGUAGGUCUGUUUGUCUGAUGGGUUUCCCUAAACCUAACUGUGUAAUCCCUUAUCUUUAACGUAGAAAAGUAUACUGUAUGUUUUAAACCUGCAUCUUGCUGCUUGCUCGGUUGUGGGGCGACAUCUGUAAUGGAAACAUUGUUUGGUGUUUCAAAGUUGUUUUUAGAAAUAUUCCAAAUAAACAGUGCUGGUUAGAACUGCAGCUCCAAGGGUAACUUUUUGGUUUGCUGUUUUUGUACAAUGAGAAUAAGUUGAUAUAUUAUCACAGAUUCCCAGCUAAGUUAUCCCAGAAGAUGUAGCUGAACAGCUGCAGGAGGCAGGGGGGAGCUGUCAUUUACUUCAGUUUUCAGGGUUAAUCUAAACUACGAGUUCUACUCCAAAGGUAAUGCCUCCUAUUUUAGUAUAUCAGCCCAUGGUGUCAGAGGCAGAUGUUGGUGGUAUGGCAGUAGUGUUCAACUUCCUACCAGUAUUCCAUGAUGUGCUCUUGCCGUGCGACAGAUGGCAGCAGAGGGGCAGUCUGACAGAAUGGCAUUUGGCAUAGGAGUGUAAAUGAAGCAGAGGUGUGUCAUGGAAUUCCUCCACACAGAAAAAAUUACACCUGUUGACAUUCAUCGAUGCUUGCUGAAUAUUUAUGGAGGCCAAGCAAUGGAUGUGAGCACAGUGAGGCAGUGGGUGGUGCGUUUCAGCAGCAGUGGCAGUGGGGCACCUCCACUGGUGCAGGUUUCUGUGAGCACAGCAUGCGGGCUCUCGCUCAUUGCUGGUGAAAAUGCGGAGCUAAUUGUGAUGACUAAGUUGAAAAGUAAUGUUCUGUAGCUGAGAAUAUGCUCUAUCAAACAGUGUCACUGUGCUCUUUGUAUCAGUUGUAGUUUCUGUGGAAAUAAAUAGGAGGCGUUACUUUCAGAGCAACCUCUGUACUCUGAACAGUGCUGCUCGGUUUAUAGAUGAUUAAAGGUUGUAUUUGCUUUACAUAACCAGAACCUCUAAGCAGUGGAUAAACGACUUGUAUAUCUUUCAUGCUGUCAGCUGUGACUAGUCUUUGACUACUUGGCCUACAUUUUUUUCCUAACUUCUAGUGCAAUUGCUACCUCUGACUGUAAUAUGAAAAAAUAUUUCCAAUGGGUAAAACAGUUUUUAAAUCA
Lagopus muta (rock ptarmigan) is the source of this 4489-nucleotide messenger RNA. RefSeq names its product vacuolar protein sorting 4 homolog B (gene VPS4B). Gene Ontology annotation, molecular function: ATP hydrolysis activity; ATP binding. The record is from RefSeq and is a predicted model, not a curated record. The transcript is spliced from 11 exons. NCBI's taxonomy places the organism in Eukaryota, Metazoa, Chordata, Aves, Galliformes, Phasianidae. Bases 32 to 1522 code for a protein of 496 amino acids. Gene Ontology annotation, biological process: endosomal transport; vacuole organization.